AUGCUGCAGACGUUUCGGCUGCGGCGUCCCUCAGCUGCUGCUUCGGUGGCAGCUGAAGAAGCAGACAUGUGCCGUCAGGAUGGCCAAAAAGAACACUUUCCGUUGGUAGCAGCGUUAGUGGUCUGUGUGUGGGUGCGUGCUACUGCCGUGGCCUCUGCUACUGUGGAAGCAGCAACAGCGGUAGCAGCAGCAGCAGCAGCACGGGAACAACGCAACCCUGACAGGCGCGCGCAGAGGCGCGUACAGCACGAUCGACUUGACCGACUGGCAGACGGAGGAGGAGACAACGGAGCGAAGGAGAUGGCGGCAUAUCAACAGGCGAUGUGCGCAACUGACUACCUCAAGAGUAAGGUGCACUACAGACCGGUGGUGGGAAUAAUAUGCGGCUCGGGACUAGGCAGUAUAGCCGAUCUUGUCGGAAAUCCGCGAAUGGUGCGAUAUGAUGAUAUUCCUGGAUUUCCAGAUUGUGAAGGUGAGAUUGAGAUGGAGGUUCAAGCCCAUCCAGUUAAAAAAGUAAUUAAUACUCCCUCCUCAAGGUUAUCCAAGUUUCUAUUCCCUCCUAUCCCUAUUUUCAUCGGCAAUGAGGGGAAGUUCAUUUUUGGCGAGAUCGGAGGCAAACACGUAGUGGUUGUGCAGAGACGUCUACGAACUUACGAAGGACAUGAUUAUAGUGUUAUGACAGCGCCAAUCAGAGUGAUUCGAUUGUUGGGUGCAAAGUAUCUCUUCGUUACUACCACUGCGGGCGGGUUAAACCCACGUUUCAAGGUUGGCGAUUUGGUGAUGGUGAAAGACCAUGUAGAUUUCUCCUCUUUGGUUGGACACAAUCCCCUUAUUGGACCACACGAUCCUAGGUGA
This is a messenger RNA of Hydatigera taeniaeformis, 855 nucleotides long. Lineage: Eukaryota; Metazoa; Platyhelminthes; Cestoda; Cyclophyllidea; Taeniidae. The record is from the annotation of a GenBank genome assembly.